Molecule: messenger RNA, 844 nt
Organism: Rhodamnia argentea
Lineage: Eukaryota; Viridiplantae; Streptophyta; Magnoliopsida; Myrtales; Myrtaceae
Product: non-specific lipid transfer protein GPI-anchored 9-like
Exons: 3
Coding region: 162-707 (181 amino acids)
Source: RefSeq, a predicted model, not a curated record
CGGGGAACAAAAAAUCCUAUUCAUAGGAAGAGGCAGCUAACCAAUAUAACCAUUUUCCUGUCAAAGAUAAAGCCCUAGAGAGAACGAGAAAAACCAUUCGUUCUUUACAUAUUUUUCCCUUUGGGUUCUUCUCUUUCCUCUUCUUUAAACAGAAAUCGAUCAUGGCUCCCAAGUUUCUCUUCCCAUUGCUCCUCUUGUUCUCUUCAUGGGCAACUCGAAUUUCUUCGGAAGGCCUGGCCAAUUUGGUAAAUGGAGUGACCGGCGCGUACUCGACGUCAUUGUGCAUGCAGAAGCUGAUCCCGUGCCAAGCGUAUCUCACAGGGUCAUCGGCACCGCCGGAUUCUUGCUGCGGUCCAUUGAAGGAGUUGGUGACCGGCGAAUCGCAGUGCCUGUGCCAAGUCUUCAACAACCCUGAUGCGCUGACGAGCUUGGGCAUCACCCAAGCUGGGGCUCUGGCUCUCGCCAAGACUUGCGGCGCGGACGCUGACAUUUCGGUUUGCAAUAAGGGAGCAGCGACUUCUCCGACUAGUUCACCGGCAACCCCUGCUGAUUCACAAUCAACUCCUGCCGAUAUCUCUACCUUAAGCAAUGCUACUUUGACGGCUGCAGCAAGUCUGAUCCCAGAGACGAGCAGGGCGACAUCUCGUCUUGCAGGAUCUGGAGUUGUCACUCUGUGUUCCGCUAUGAUCAUAUCAAAACUCUGGUAGUUUCAAACUGAAUCUGUCCACGAAGAGCUGUAUCACUUGGCUUUUUUAUCCUUUCUUGCCUUUUCUUUUUCUUUGCAAACAAGGACCGGUUGGUCGCUUGAGCGCCUCUACUCAAUAACACUAAGGCAGAAUGGUUA